CGCGCAUGGAAAUGGGACAGGCGUAAGGAGUGACCUCUUCCAUCAGGCAAAGGGUCUGUGCAGACAAAUCUUUUUUAUGCAACGGAGGCAGAGGGAGAAACCCCUGUGGCAUCGGAGCAGGCAUUCGGAGUUGUCAAGAAUGAAGCCAGAGGGCAAGCAGAACCAAUCCUCCCGAAGUACCAAGGACCUCAAAAUGUCCUUUCUGAUCCCAUCGUCCAUCAACAACAACUUCUCCAGUAGAUGCCCCGGCAUAAAUGAAUUGGGAUACACUCAGGGGCAACACCACAAGGGAGAAGUGACAACCUCAAGGGGAGAGGCCCUCUUGUCCACUACCGGGGAGACCCAAAUGACAGAUAUUUGUAACGGCAACGCUCCCCAGGAAGGAAACCUUUCUGAGGAUCUCCAGGGCUGGUCUGUGGGAAGCCCUUCGCAGAAACGUCUCGGAAGCCACAGCGGGAACAAGAGACGUGGACAAUUCAGCCGGCAACCCAAAGACACCUUGCUUUCCAAAACGACCACAGAGAGCCCCCAAGCAUUCCCAUGUAAUGAUAUAUUUCUGUUUUGGGCAAAGAAAGUCGACGACAGCAAGAGCAAAGUUCCUUCAAGGGCUCUGGGAUCUCAGAGGCCCCUCAAGAAGCGACCAUGGACAGCCAGUUCUCGCUGUGGACUUUCCGAAGAGGGGAGGGAAGGCGUGAAGGGAAAAGGCUGGCCCCCUUCCCUCUGUCCUGAAAUGAAAGAGAGGAAAACACGACGAGAGCUUUUCCCUGACUCGGAGGUUUUCAGGCAGCUCGAUGCCCACGUUCUUCAUGUCAGUGAGCAGCUAAACCCCAAACGGGGACCAUUGUCCACGGAGGCUCUUGUACCAUUGAUUACUGAAGGGGCCAGAAGCCAGCUGGAGAGAGUGCGAGCCAUAUGGGUGUGGUUGUGCCACAAUAUCGAAUAUGACGUGGAUGGAUUCCUGGGGUUAUCGGAGAAGAUCCACACCCCUCAACAGGUCCUCCAGACGGGAAGGGGUGUGUGCUCUGGAUAUGCCCACCUAUGUCGUGAAAUGUGCAGGGAAGCAGGGCUGACCUGCGUGGAGGUUUCGGGGCAGGGCCGGGGUGCUGAAUACAGCCACGGCCGAAGCUGCCUGCAGCAGAAGUCCAACCACAUGUGGAAUGCGGUGGAACUGGAAGGCCAGUGGUUUCUUCUGGAUGUUUGCUGGGGGGCUGGUCUUGUGGAUGUCGAGAAGAGACUGUUCACCCCUAGGCAUGACGAUUUUUUCUUCCUAACCGAUCCAGAGGACUUUGUCGAGAGCCACUGGCCCGAUGACCCGGUGUGGCAGCUGCUUCAGCCCUCCAUCGCCCGGGAGGUCUUCGAAAAGAGAGUCUUCAAAACGCCAGAGUUUUUCAAAAUGGAGCUCCGCCUCCUCUCUCCAGACAUGUCUCGGCUUCAGACAGAAAAAGGGGAAGCCACCGUUUCUUUCGCCAGUCCCCGCUCAACAGAGUUUGCUUACCAGCUCUUGAAGGUUUGCCCCGACGGCUGCCAAGAAGACGCGGGCAAGACUCAUGGCAUGCUGACCAUGGCCGAGAAAAGGAUGAGCCUAAGAGUCUUCCCACCUACAGAGGGACUCUUCGACCUGCAGGUUUUCGCUCGACCUUCCGGUUCUCAGAAGCCAUACUCUUGGGUGUGCUCGUAUCAGAUUGAGUGCUUGGAGUCCAAUGGCAACGAGGAAUUACCCAAGAGCCCUUUCUCCUUCUGGGGGCUACAUCCAAGAGCAAAGGAGUUUGGGAUCACCAGGUGCAACUGGGAAGACGAUUUGACCCUUGCCACCACGGGGAUGCUGAAGUUAGCUUUGCAGACCCAGAGACCUCUCUUGGCAACGUAUGAGUUCGUUCAUCAAGACUUAGAUGAAUCUUUGAGUAGGAAGUGUCUUGUUUCCCAAGCAGAAGAUGAGAAACUCAGCUGCCAUGUUCUCUGCCCUUUCUUGGGCUAUUACAGGCUCUCAGUGUUCACCAAGGGUCUAAGUGAGGAUGAGUUCAAGAACACGGCCAACUUCCUUAUACGUUGCUCUGAGCCCAUCAACCACAACAAACUCUUCCCACUGGGUCUGAGCGCACACUGCGGGUCUGGGAUCAGCUCCCAAUGGAGAGGGCUGUCCAACCCAAGUCACACCGACCCCAUCAUCUCUACAAAAAAGGGCCAGUGCACCAUCACUUUCCACACCAAGCCGGGCUUUGAGGUCACUGCCACUCUGGACAAGGACAAAAUAAUGAACAAACAAUACCCCAUGGAGCGAUACGUAUUGAUCACCCACUUGGAGAACAAAGUUAGCAUUUCUGUCCUUCUCCCUGAAUCCGGACUUUACCGGGUCGGGUUGUAUGGAAGGAAUGCUGAAAGUGAGGAAUUCACCCAUGUAUGUGAUUAUGUGAUCCGCUGCUUUACGAACCCCCGGUGGCUACCCUUCCCCAAGAUCUACAGCUCUUGGAGAAGAGGCUGUGUCCUUCUCCAGCCUAGAACAGGAGUCCUACAAGAGAAAAUCUGGGUGAGAUUCCGGGUCAAGAUGCCCAAGGCCUACAGUGUCCACGUUGUUGGACAUUCAAGGAUGGAGCUGAAGCUCGGGCAGAACAAAGUAUGGGAGGGGGAUGUAUACAGCGGCCUUGCUGGGUCAACGCUCAAGGUGGCAGCCAAGUUCUCACGCGAGUCCCCGAGUAUGGAUGUCCUCCUUUCCUUUGAUGUUGAAGGCAGCUCAUCGACCAUGGAUGACUCUUCAGGAUAAAACCCUCUGUGAGGGCUUCAAGGGAAACAACCCUUCCUGCGUCACUUCUAGCUUUCUUGAUGGACUGGACUGGAGACUGGAACUGUGGGCAGGAUGGUAACUGAACCAUAUCUUAAUCUUGGACUCUUUGGAUCUUCCAAGAGUCAAGCCAGAGAAAGGAAAGAGGAAGAGUUGCCUUCUGCUUAGUCAGAUCAUUUGUUCCUCUAGCUCAGGAUACUCCACCCUGAGGACCGGUUGACUGUACAGGAUUUCAGACCGGAUUCCUUCCUGAUGCUACCUGGAAUUCCUUGGAAUUCCUUGGUGGUCUCCGCCUUGCUUAGCUUCCAAUUCAGAUGAGGUUAAGUGUGUUCGGGGCGGUGUUUUGCUUCAGAACCAGUUCCGAAAGCAGGUAGUAAGAAACCAGAGUAGAGCCAACAGCCAGAAUCCCCACUUUGCAGGUAGCCACUGGCCAGUUGAACUCGGUGGUGAGUCCACCCAACCCAGCAUCCUUAGGCCCAUUAUCAAAGGGAGGUUGGAACAUUUCUAGCUGGUAUGUUAGCCCAGACCUGUUCUUGCUCCUCCUCCUUCCCUUUGUGGGAAUGUGUGAAGCAGAGUUUGCUUUUGGUUACAAAAGGGGCUGAUGGUGUUGCCAUUGGUGCUUUUCUUCCCUUCGAUCCAUACAUGGGAAGGGGAAGGAUAUUGGAAAGGGAAAACUUGUGGUCUCCAAUCAGAGAUCAAAGUUAGUUGAGUUUCCUUUCACAUUAGCCUCCAGGGCAGUGAUGACGGGUGACUCCAACUUGAGGGGGUGUGUGGUGUAAAUCCACUCCAGGUCUUCGCCAUCACUUUACAGCAAGUAGCCGAGGGGGAGGGGGAUAGGGCUCGGAUGCCUGGAGAAUGCCUGGAAAGUGCGAACUAAAACCUGCAGUGGAUUGAGAGCACCUCUGGAACUGGAGUCACUUCUAGUAGCCACCACUUCAGAGAGCAGGUGUUGAGAUGAAGAAGAAAUCAGGAAAUGGUAAAGGCCUGCCAGGAGAUUUCUGUGGUCUGGAUGAGGCUCGUGAUCCAAAGGUCCCUGUCCCCUGAUGGAGAGACAGAUGCUGCACAGCUGGGGAAAAUCUGAACAAGCCCAAGACCAAUGCAGAUCUGGUGGACUUUAGAGACAAACCUAAAAUAAAAGCAUGUAUGAGCGCCUUCUCUCCCAGUUACAUGUAUGGCUCUUUGAGUGAUUGAAAAGCUUAAAACAUCAAUGCGUGCCUAUAAGCAAAUAUAUCUCCAGCAAAAAUGAAGUCGUGCCCUGCAAUGGAUCUUUAUCCUCCCCAGCCAGGCUUGCUUUUUUCGAAACGGGAUUGAGCAGCAUGGCAAAACUUUCCCUGGAAUAGAAGAAUUGCAUUCAGAUAUUCUUGGAUCUGAAAACCAAGCCACACCAUCCCCCAGACCCUCCUAAGAAUCCCAUGCAACCCGGUAGGGCGCAUUAUGUCGAGAUUUUGAUAGGAAAAGGUAUUAAAUACUAAUGUCGUACAGGAUGAAACUUGGAGUAACAGAAACAUGAAGUCUUUUCCGAUUGGUCCCAGAACUGUACAUAAAUCAUGUGUAAAAUGAACGUCUUUCUUUGCUGUAAGUCAGAUCAG
Messenger RNA from Pogona vitticeps (central bearded dragon), 4365 nucleotides. RefSeq names its product kyphoscoliosis peptidase. The record is from RefSeq and is a predicted model, not a curated record. Lineage: Eukaryota; Metazoa; Chordata; Lepidosauria; Squamata; Agamidae. Gene Ontology annotation, cellular component: cytoplasm.